Molecule: messenger RNA, 1269 nt
Organism: Sclerotinia sclerotiorum 1980 UF-70
Lineage: Eukaryota; Fungi; Ascomycota; Leotiomycetes; Helotiales; Sclerotiniaceae
Exons: 7
Coding region: 1-1269 (422 amino acids)
Source: RefSeq, a predicted model, not a curated record
AUGCCUACUAUCAUUUUCGUUUUGACCAUGCUGGCGAGCAUAGUAUCGGGUCAACUUCAAAAUCUUCCUAAGUGCGGGAUGGAUUGCCUCACCAGUGCCGUCCUAAACUCGACUUGUGCUCCGACUGACACGCCGUGUAUUUGCGCCGACAAGGCUCUCCAGGUCCAGGCGCAUCAGUGUGUUCUCUCUUUCUGCACUGUACGAGAGCAAUUGGCUACGCUUAACAUCACCAAUGCCGAGUGCGGCAUCUUUUCGGGCCAUGACCACUCAUGGUUUCCGCCGCUGAUGUUUUUCGUCAUCUUUGCUGGAAUCAUCUUCGUCUUGAGAUUAGUUUCCAGAGUUGUAUGCCACACGAAAUUCUGGUGGGAUGACUUCGUCAAUCUCCUUGCCAUGCUUGGCUGUGUUGCAUACUCUACCGCUUCCAUUGUGACCGGCAACCUAGGCCUCGGCACCGAGAUUUGGGCGGUACCCCAAGAGAAUAUCACGACUCUUCUCAAACUCUCAUAUGUCGAGUUCCUGCUUUACAAUUGGUGUGAGGUCACCCUACGCACAUCUGUCCUACUCUUUUACAUCCGCGUCUUCACCGUGGGGACAGGCCCUCGCCGCAUCUUCUUGAUCACACUCAUUGUGAGCAACACUCUGAGCGUGGGCUUCGCCCUCUUUAACAUUUUCCAAUGUACGCCCAUCAGUUACUUCUGGCUACGAUGGGAUGAAGAGCAUAAGGGCCAUUGCAUUCCUGCCAACAAGGUCACACUUUCGGGUGGUAUAAUUGACUUAUUUUGGACUGUUCUGAUCAUUGUUAUUCCCUUGCCAUAUAUUCUGCGACUCAAGCUAGCAGCCUACAAGAAGUUCGCAGCCACUACUAUGUUUGCUUUGGGAAUAUCUACCAUUGUCAUCAUGUGUUACCGGUUCAAGACCUUGAAAGCUUACGACGUCGGUGAGAACCCAACUAUGGAUGGCAUCGGUGUGACGCUCUGGUCGGCGAUCGAACUUGAUGUUGCUCUUAUUUGCGCCUGCUUGCCGAGCAUUUACCCUCUCUUCGUACGCUUGAUCCAUCGCGGCCAGCCGCCACCAGAGAAGCCCGCUCCAAGCUCGUCCCUGAUCACGAUAGGCGGAACUGGUGGCAAGGCCUUGGGGAGAUCCAAGAGAAAGCGUGGUCUGUGGUCCUAUCCCGGCAUGACAGGAUUGACAAACACGCAUGAUGAUGAUAGAAGCACGAAAGAGCCUAAUAGAGAAUACAUAGAAUUGGAAGAGGCACAGACUCACUGA